GGCUUUUGCCUACCCAAAGAAUUUAUGGAAGAUUCAGCAGGAGAGGGAGCAACUGAAUUCCAUGACUAUGAAGGAAGCGGCCUUGGAGAAGGCGAGGGCACGAAGGAUGUGAGUGACCGGAUAGAGAAUGAAGAGCAGGCAGAAGAUACAUUUCAGAAAGGUGAAGAAAAAGAUAAAGAGGAUCCUGACUCAAAAGCAGAUAUUAAGGGGGAGGAUAAUGCCAUUGAGAUGUCAGAAGACUUUGAUGGAAAAAUGCAUGAUGGGGAACUUGAAGAACAAGAAGAUGAUGAGAAAUCAGACAGUGAGAGCAAAGAGUUGGAUAAACAAAUGGGUGAUCUGAAUGGUGAGGAAGCUGACAAACUAGAUGAAAGACUUUGGGGUGAUGAUGAUGAUGAUGAAGAGGAGGAAGAGGAAGAAGAUAGUAAAACUGAAGAGACUGGACCAGGAAUGGAUGAGGAAGAUUGUGGACUUGUUGCUAAAGAUGACACCUUGGAUGAUGAGAAGUCAAAAAGAGAUAAAAAACAACAGGACAAGGUAGAAGAGGAAGAAGUUGAUGAUGGAAAUGGCCAAGACAAAAUUAAUGAACAAAUAGAUGAGAGAGAAUAUGAUGAGAAUGAAGUGGACCCUUACCAUGGCAGUCAGGAAAAGCUGCCAGAACCUGAAGCUUUAGACCUUCCAGAUGACUUGAACCUGGAUGCUGAAGACAAGAAUGGCAAUGAGGACACAGACCAUGAAGAAGGAGAAGAAGAGAAUCCUUUGGAAAUUAAGGAAAAAUCCAUGGAUACUGAAGAAACAGGCUGUAAAGCUGAGGAAGAAAACAAAGAAACUGAGGCUGACCAGAGUGAAGGUCAAGGUCAACAUGAGCCUGAGGAAGGUCUUGGUGAAGAUGACAAAGUGGAGGUAGAGGAAGAGAUGGACACAGGAGCUGAUAACCAUGACAAAGAUGCUGCUGAACAUCCUGAAGAAAACUCAGAGGAGGAACAACAGUCCCUCGAGGAUAGGGACAAGGAAGCCAGUGAGGAAAAUGAAGAGAAUGGGGUGUCUGUUGACCAAGGUCUCCAGCCCCAGAAGCAAGAAGAAGGAGGAGGAGGAGAGCACUCUGACACAGAGGAGCCAGUGCCAGAGGCUACAGAGAGGAAGGAGCAUGAGUCCUGUGGGCAGACUGGUGUGGAAAGUGUGCAGAGUGAGCAAGCAAUGGAGCUGGCUGGGGCUGUGCCUGAGAAGGAGCAGGGGAAGGAGGAGCAUGGGAGUGGAGCUGCGGAUGCAAACCAGGCAGAAGGCCAUGAAUCCAACUUCAUCGCUCGGUUGGCCUCCCAGAAACACACCAGGAAAAACACACAGAGUUUUAAAAGGAAACCUGGGCAGGCUGACAAUGAACGUUCCAUGGGUGAUCAAAACGAGCGUGUGCAUAAGCGGCUAAAGACUGUGGAUACUGACAGCCCCACUGAGCAGGAGCCAGUCCAGCCCCAGACUCAGGCCCAGGUGGAGGAUGCUGAAGCCUUUGAACAUAUUAAACAAGGCAGUGAUGCUUAUGAUGCACAAACCUAUGAUGUGGCCAGUGAGGAGCAGCAGCAGCUUGCACAAGACCCUCAAAAGGAUCAGGAAGAAGAGGAGAUAGAGGAUAACUUCAUGGACACAGACAAGCAAGAGGAGCUCAGAGCAGUAGACAUGGAGCAGCUGAAGCCAGAAGAGGUCAAGUCAGGGACGACAGCAAGCUUGGUCUUUGAUGAGAUGGAGAUGGAGACCCACCCUGUUAAAGAAGAAGAAGACCAAGACUCCAGGAAAGACAAAUCUCAUGAGGAGACAGAGAAUGAGAAGCCAGAGAGAAGUCGAGAUUCAACCAUUCAUACAGUCCACCAGCUUCUCAUAGAUACAAUUUUCCCGCCAUUUCUAAAAGAUGUCAGUGAACUAAGACAAGAGCUGGAGAGACAGCUAGAAAUGUGGCAGUCACAUGAACCUGGAAGUCCAGAAGAAGAAAAGGCUGCCGCUGAGAUGUGGCAGAAUUACCUGGUCAUAACAGCACCUCUGUCACAACAGUUAUGUGAGCAGCUCCGUCUCAUCUUAGAGCCUACACAGGCAGCCAAAUUGAGAGGAGACUAUCGAACUGGAAAGCGACUGAACAUGCGGAAAGUCAUUCCAUACAUCGCUAGUCAGUUUCGGAAAGACAAGAUUUGGCUUCGAAGGACCAAGCCCAGUAAACGCCAGUACCAAAUUUGUUUGGCUAUCGAUGAUUCUUCUAGCAUGGUAGACAACCAUACCAAACAGCUUGCAUUUGAAUCCUUGGCUGUGAUUGGAAAUGCGCUGACACUCCUGGAAGUGGGUCAGAUUGCAGUGUGCAGUUUUGGAGAGUCUGUAAAGCUGUUACACCCAUUCCAUGAACAGUUCACUGAUUACUCAGGGUCCCAAAUUCUGCAGCUCUGCAAAUUCCAGCAGAAGAAAACCAAGAUUGCUCAGUUUCUAGAGUCUGUAGCCAGCAUGUUUGCAGCCGCUCAGCAGCUCUCACAAAGUAUCAGUCCAGAAACCGCACAACUCCUCCUGGUGGUUUCUGAUGGACGUGGCCUUUUCCUCGAGGGCAAAGAUAGAGUCCUAGCAGCAAUUCAGGCUGCCCGGAAUGCUAACAUCUUUGUCAUUUUUGUGGUGUUGGACAAUCCCAGUUCACGGGAUUCUAUUUUGGACAUUAAAGUACCAAUAUUUAAAGGGCCAGGUGAGAUGCCUGAAAUCCGAUCCUACAUGGAAGAGUUCCCAUUCCCAUUCUAUGUCAUUCUUCGUGAUGUGAACGUGCUUCCUGAGACACUCAGUGAUGCUCUUAGGCAGUGGUUUGAGUUGGUGACAGCCUCUGACCACCCCUAGACCAGAAAAAGAAGACAAAGUGAGACUAUAAACCAUGGCAAAAAUGUCACACUUCUUGCCUAGGUGUUCCCUUUUAGGCUUCUGAACUCAUGGCUCUAAAAUGUAUUCUCUUAAAUCUUAUACAUAAAGAUUCAUUCAGCUGCUAUAUAUAAAAAGCUUUGAGCUUAGAGAAAGCUCCCUGCUUUGCCUGCCUGGGAAACAGUUCAGAAAAACCAAAAGCAUUGGCUCUGGAGCUGAGGAAGAGCUUUCUUUCUGAAUUGUCAUGAAAGCAUUGGCCCAAGAGGAGACCACAACUUCACCCAAAGGGCCCCAUGGCCUGCUUUUCUUCACCAGGGACCCUGAUGUCUAUCCUGAGGAGAUGCCAGCAGCCUGGGACUGCUAGUCCUUUGGACUAAAGGAAGCUGCUCUUUGGACCCUUUGGCCCUGCCUUGCCCUGCCUGCCCAUUGUGUGUACUCAGCAGUCAGAUGGCUGAGACAGCUGCAGUUUUCUAGAGAGUAUGACUGCUUUCUUAAUUGUGCUCACGUGAAACUACCUUCUUUGAGGGUAAGAAGCAUGUGGGGUGUGUGCGUGCGUGCACGGUGUGUGUGUGUGUUUUCCCAUGAAGCAACCAGCCAUCAUGGGAGUCCAAGGAAUCGGAACAAUGACCCUUGGCACUAUGGAACAAUGAAGUGGCUCUUCAGUGUCCUCAUAUUUGCUGCUUUGGGUGACUAUGCAAUGAUAGAAAAACUUAUUUUCCCUUUACUUAACUUUCUCUAUGACAUAGUACUUGUUGUAGUAAUUUAUUUCUUUAGUUCACCCCCCUCCCCCAACAGUUAAGGGGAAAGGACCAUUCCUUACACUGCUUCAAGCCGGACUAAAAGACCUGAGCCAGUCUUGUUUAGGAAAAGAAAUAGACUGUGUUUUUUGUUUUUUUUUUCCUUCUCUCCAAAUAUAUCAGUGCAGUGUGGUUUUCCAGCAGUUUUGAUUUGGCCAGAAAGCAGUGCUUCAAUACUUGAAACUGUAUGCUGUGUUCUGUUUUAAGUUUGGUCAAUGUAUCCUUUUGUAGACAAUAUGCCUCAAUAUAAUAAUUUCUUUCCAUGUCAUCAAAUUACACUGUGAGGUUUACCACCAUUUUAGGUGGUCAUCAAAGACACAGAUUGCUUGUUGUUUAACCAAGUAUCCUAAAGCAUGUACUUGAGGUUAUGUCAUCAUUAUUUUUUACUCUAAAAAGCAAUGCAGCUUAUAUUCUGAAAACUAUUAAAAAUAUACCACUGUUGAUAUA
Molecule: messenger RNA, 4112 nt
Organism: Erinaceus europaeus (western European hedgehog)
Lineage: Eukaryota; Metazoa; Chordata; Mammalia; Eulipotyphla; Erinaceidae
Product: midasin-like
Exons: 19
Biological process (GO): rRNA processing; ribosomal large subunit assembly
Cellular component (GO): preribosome, large subunit precursor
Source: RefSeq, a predicted model, not a curated record